Molecule: messenger RNA, 5112 nt
Organism: Schistocerca serialis cubense
Lineage: Eukaryota; Metazoa; Arthropoda; Insecta; Orthoptera; Acrididae
Product: death-associated protein kinase dapk-1-like
Exons: 24
Coding region: 421-4446 (1341 amino acids)
Biological process (GO): protein phosphorylation; positive regulation of apoptotic process; intracellular signal transduction
Cellular component (GO): nucleus
Molecular function (GO): protein binding; protein serine/threonine kinase activity; ATP binding
Source: RefSeq, a predicted model, not a curated record
GAAACAGCUGACUGUUGCGCGGGUUGCGCUGACAAGAAGCUUGCUACUGUCACAUCAAAUACCAAAAGUUAGAUUUUUAUGUUUUGUGGAGAAUGGACGUGUGCUGUGAAUGACUGUUCAGAAUAUGGUACAGUAGUUGUUAAGGCCGGUGUACUGAAGUGUACGUGGCAAAUAUGGAAGGACACUCGUCCGUAUCGUCAGUGUAGAUAUGAGCCUUUAUCGCACCUUCAGUAGAACGAUUCCAGUUUUUGUCGUCGUAAUUCUGUAUCUGUUAAAGUGUUACUCCCCCGUGAAUGGUUUUGGAUACAAUACGUCACGGCUGACUGCGCCUUGCAAGGUAGCAAGACAGUAUUCGUGAACUGAAAAUUGUUGAAUGCCAUGGAGGCCUGAUUGCUCAUCUUUCACAUUGAGGAGUCACUUAUGGACUUCAUAACAGAACCUUUUGAAAAUUUCUAUGAUGUGUUUGAGGAUAUUGGAAAAGGCCAAUUUGCAGUGGUGCGACGCUGUCAAGAGAGGUCAACAGGACGGCAGUUUGCUGCCAAGUUCGUCAGAAAACGUCGAGUAUGUCGAGGAGUAUCCCAGGAAGACAUACGACGUGAAGUGCACCUCUUGCGUCGCCUGGCUGGCCAUCCACACCUUGUGACAUUGCACCAAGCUUUUGACAGUCCUCGACAUGCUGUCCUGGUUCUUGAGAUGCUGGAGGGUGGAGAACUGUCCUCUCUCCUAGACUCUCGUGGUCAUUUGGAGGAAACUGAAUCAGCUUAUUGUGCUCAUCAAAUACUACUUGCAUUACAACACAUGCACAGUCAAAAUAUCGCUCAUCUUGACCUCAAGCCUGAAAAUAUACUUCUCGUUGGUGGAGGACUACAGCUGAAGUUGGUGGACUUAGGACUUUCCCAGGAACUUGAGCCUGGUACACAUCUACGAACCACUCUGGCAACCCCAGAAUUCGCAGCACCUGAGAUUGUCAGUUACGAGCCUCUCUCCUUAGCUACUGAUAUGUGGGCACUUGGUGUCAUCACAUACCUCAUGCUGAGUGGAAUAUCUCCAUUUUUGGGAGAAGACAAGCAGGAGACUUACUCUAAUAUAGCUGCUGUGUCAUAUACGUUUGACGAAAAUGCUUUUUCUCGUGUCUCGACAGCUGCCAAAGAUUUUAUCACCAAACUCCUUUUGAAAGAUUCUUCGAAAAGAGCAACUGUUACACAAUGUCUAGAUCAUAGUUGGAUUCAGGCAUGCAGCUUAAGCUUGUCAAUUGUAAAGCCUAAAAUAGAAGAUAAUAUAAGGAAAGUGACAUUGAAAACUAAAAAACAUUGGAAGCAAUCACUUCGUGCUGUACAACUCUGCCUGCAGCUGCAGGCAACUGGCGGUGAUUGCAGUGUAUAUACUGAUGAUGGUGAUAAUUUUGUUGUGUCUGCACUGAACAGUGCUGCAUCCUCUGGUAAUGUGGAAGGUCUUCAGAAGUUAAUGAGUCUUACAAAAAUCAGUUUAAAUGUCUCCAAUAAGGAGAGAGUGAGUCCUGCACAUGUGGCAGCAGGCUGUGGACAAGUAAGUGUACUGGAGUUACUAAACACAUCUGGAGCGAAUCUACAGGCCAAAGAUGACUCUGGUGACACACCACUGAUUUGGGCAGCUCGUCAUGGACAAGAAGAUGCUCUCAGCUUUCUUGUCAAUGCUGGAGUCAAUGUCUCAACACAAAACUUAGAUGGCGGAACAGCAUUACAUGAAGCAGCAUUACAUGGCCGUACAACGUGUGUACGUCGACUCAUUGCGUGCCCUGACAUUUCACUUGAUAUUCCAGACUGUAAUGGCCGAACACCUCUUCAUGUGGCUUUGGCCACUGUUCGUGAGGACUGUGCGUUACUGCUCUUGCAUGCUGGAGCUGACGUUGAUAUGUGUGAUAUGGAGGGUGAUGCACCUAUUCAUCUCGCUUCACGGACUGGCCUGCUGACUGCUGCUCAAACUUUGUGUGCUUUUGGUUGUACGGUUGACAUUGCAGAUGCAGAUGGCCUGUAUCCUAUUCAUUUAGCUGCACGCUAUGGCCAUGGAGAAGUCGUUAGAUGUUUGUGCCUUGCUGGAUGUAAUACUGAUCAGAAGAAUACUGAUGGAAUACGAGCUGAAAUAACAGCUUUAAAACAUGGUUUCAAUGAUGUUGCUAACCUUCUUGCUAAACUUAAAAAUAGGGAUGAACUGAUACGGCAGUUGAUUCCAACUUCAAAGCCCCCAUCUCGACUUAGUGUAAAGUUUCUAGGACGCACUGGCUCAGGCAAGACAACACUCAUCAGUUCUCUGACAGCUGGUCUCAUCACAGGCCUUCUUCGAAAAGCCAGACUGUCUCCUUCUUCAGCACCAUCUCGUACAGGUUCGACAUCACCAGGAAGCAAAAUGCAAAUAGAAAUGGAUGUAACUUCCUGCCGUGGUCAGCCUGUCUUCGAUGUCUACAAUGAUCAUUAUACAAGAGGAAUUGAUGUACAAGAGGUCUCAGUCUCUGGUUGUGGUGGUGAUUUGACGUUAUGGGAACUUUCUGGACAAGAUACCUAUUUUCUGAUAUACCAUCAUUUUCUAGGCUCAACAGCUUGUCUUCAUGUUGUAGUUUAUAGUCUGGCUGAUCCACCAAGUGCUCAGCUUGAGCAGUGUCUCUUCUGGCUUACCUUUCUCCAGGCACGCACAGUACCACCACUUGAACCACUUGGUGAAGGGGGUGUAGCUGGACGACUUCCCCUAGUACUUCUUGUUGGUACACAUGCAGACAUGGCUGGGCGAUAUGCAGAUUCAGCUGCAAGACGUUUAAUUACGCAGCUUCGCACAAGGUUCCGACUGCAGCUAGAAUUGCUGCCUCAGACAAUUGUGUUAGAUGCUCGCAUUCCUGGUAGCCCAGGAAUACGUCAACUAGAGGCAGCCAUAGCAGGAGUGAGACAGCGACUGUUGCUGGAGGUUCCACGCUGGACAGGAUUCCUCGAGGCAUCCCUGUCAUGGUUAUCACAAGCUCGUCGCCUGCUGCCCUUUCCAGUGAUGCCUUGGUCUCAGUUUGUUGCUGCUCUCCGUGAUCGUGUCAAUCCCUUGGCUGGAGAAGAACAUUUGCGUGAGCUAGCACACCAACUAGAAGUUACUGGAGAGAUAGUCCAGCUCCGUACUCCUGCUCAAGACGAAUUGGUGGUUUUGAGCCCUCGCUGGCUGGGUCAGUUAAUAGGCCAGUUACUUUCACCAGACUUCCUCGUGAAAGCUCGUACAACAGGGUGCUAUUCCUCUCAUGACUUCCAAGCAGCUGUACCACAGCUACCGGCGUCAGAUGUACUGCCAGUACUGGAGGCCCUAGGGCUUUGCGCUCGGUGUUACGAAGAUGAAGACAUUGCUGGUGAAUUUGAAGAUUGUGAUUGUAGUGGAAGUGAAUGUGAAGAUCCUACUGUGAAGUCCAGCUGUGCCACUUACAUAGAACCAGAACCAGAAUUUGAAUUUCCAUGUUUCAAUUUUGUUGAGACUUUAGAUGGUUUGUGGGAUGCUCGCUACCAUGCCACUUGCUAUGGAGGCUUACGCCUUCGUGCACCUGCUCCUUCAUCAUGUCUGCUACGCUGUCUGUUUCCCCGUUUCCAGGUUCAACUGAGGCGCUGCACACAGCAGUUAAGUGAUCCAGACACAGACCUCUACCAGUGGAUGAAUGGCUCAAAACUAUGCACAGGAGCAGUAGAGUCUCAAGCAGUCCUAAUUGAUGAGAUGGAAAUUGAUGACGACAGUGAUGAAGAUGAUGAUAGUGACAGCAAGAGUAGCUUAGGUCAAGAUGAAUGGCUUGAACUGAAGGUGCGGGGACCUCCAGGGUCAGCUCUGGCUUGUUUCUGUUUGCUAGAAGAGCUGCUGGCAGUUAUUGAUCAGGUUGUGAGUGAAGUUAGCCCUGGAAUGGCACUGGAGAAGCAUGCAUUAAGCCCUGCCCAACUCCGUUGUCAUACCAGUGACCCCUAUUGCUGGGCCCCAGAACAGCUCAUGAAGGCUAUACUGAAAUCUGGUCUCAGUGCUUCAUUGCGCAAUCCACGAACUGGGGGAAGUGAAUCAUUGCUUGACAUUAUUGGUUUUGGAGAACCAGAAGUCUUGCAGCUGCUUGUGACAGCAGACAGAUUAUCAGUAUCAGCACUUUCAACAUUGUGUCGCCAGCGUCUGUGUCUUCUGUUAGAUCCACCUGAUCCUCUUGGACGUGACUGGUGUCUCCUGGCUGUCCGUUUAGGUCUACUUGAUGAACUUGCUCAUAUUGAUGGAUCUGCCUCAGCUGCCUCUGUGUCACGCACAGCAGCUCUUCUUGAUGCAUGGGGAGGAACAAUAGGCCAGUUGAUAACUACACUGGAAGAACUCGGACGUCAAGAUGCAGUUGCAGUAUUGCUAAAGAAUGCCCCUUUGUACCGCAUUACUUUGUCAUGUCAGUCACCAGCAUCUUCUGACUCUAGUUCACGACUGUCUCGCUGACCACAGCUGUUACCUAAAUCAGUUAUAUAUGAUCUCACAACAGUAAUGUUGCAUCAGCCCUAAGGAAUUGUAAGGGCUUGUAAGAAGUAUUGUUGAUUUGCUGCACUGCACUCAGUUGAGGCAGGGUUUGGAAAUAUACACACUCUGUUGAGGAUAAAUUGUGUGAUGUACAGUGCUGUUAAUUGAAGUCACUUUGUUUUUCUUUCUUCUGGAAAUAUAGGUAUUGGUAUUUGGAAAAUGCAUAGAUCACAGUCCUUGACUGUUAUACCAAGCAACAUAAAUUUUUCUAGAAGAAGAAAAUGAGAAUUUAGAAGUCAGUCAAUCUUAAGUUAUUAGACUUUUGUUAGUCUACUGAGAUUGAGAAACAGACCAAGUAGAAUAUGGGACAAAGAGCAGCAGAUCAUGAAGCUGAAUGAUAAUGAAACAGCAUCAUUUAUACUAUAAUUUGUGUUGCUGUGAUCUUUGACAUAUUGCAUAUUUAUGCUUGUAGAAGUCAUUAGGAUUUCAUUUACAUACAAGCAUUCCUGCAUGUGCAUUUAUAGACAAGUAAACCUUUUUACUGUAAGAGAUAGCUUUCUGUCUGAGUUAAUAAUGCAUUUUCUUGCCUAUUCUGGCGUGCUUCCUGUUCUCUUCUCCCCUGUUCUCUUUGUUUUAGUGUUCAUUUAC